UACCCUGGACAUUAUUCCGGGCAGGAGGCAGACUGUGCUGGAUAAUACAGAAUGUUGGAUGAUCGACGGUUGGAUAAGCCAGACUCGACGGAAUUCCAAAACUCUCACUGCACUUACCUGUUCACUAAAAGCCUGAUCCCAUAGCCAAGUUUUUACUUCUCUUCUGAAGGCCAGGAGGGAGGGGGCAGAUCUACUGUCGUUGGGGAGGGAGUUCCAUAACUGAGGGGCCACCACUGAGAAGGCCCUGUCUCUCAUUCUUACUAGUCGCACCUACAACAGAGGCAGGGCCUCCCCAGAUGAUCAUGAUCUCUGUGAUGGUUGAUAGAAGGAGAUGCAUUCAGGCAGGGAAAUGAGGAUUCUGUGGAGACACUUCUUGGAUGCAGUGAGGAAGCCAAUAGAACAGGAAGACACAAUCCACUCAAGGUGAUAAUCUUGCUGAAUUCAGAUAAGGAAGGAAGGAAGAAGAGUCAAGUAUCUGUAUUGCAAUUAGGCACCAAUAUCACUGUUAACAUGAAGGAGGAAGCAUUUAAAUGCCUGGUGUGUGGCAAGAGUUUCACUCGGAGGAUUCAUCUGCAGCAACACGAAAGGACUCACACUGGGGAGAAGCCUUACGAAUGCCUGGAGUGCGGAAAGAGCUUUGCGCAGAGUGGGACUCUACAUUCACAUCAAAGGACCCACACUGGGGAGAAACCCUAUACAUGCCUGGAGUGUGGACAGAGCUUUGCUCGUAGUACAGUUCUGCAUAGACAUCAAAGGAUUCAUACUGGGGAGAAACCUUAUACAUGCCUGGAGUGUGGACAGAGCUUCUCUCAGAGUUCAGGUCUACAUUCACAUCAAAGGACUCACAGUGGGGAGAAACCCUAUACAUGCCCGGAGUGUGGACAGAGUUUUGCUGAUAGUACAGUUCUACGUUCACAUCAAAGGAUUCAUACUGGGGAGAAACCCUAUCCAUGCCUGGAGUGUGGGCAGAGCUUUAUUCAGAGGGGGCAUCUACGUAGGCAUCAAAGGACUCACACUGGGGAGAAACCCUAUCCAUGCCUGGAGUGUGGAAAGAGCUUCACUCAGAGGGGACAUCUAAAUUCACAUAAAAGGAUUCACACUGGGGAAAAACCCUAUAAAUGCUCCGAGUGUGAGCAGAGCUUCACUCAUAGUUCAAAUCUACGUUCACAUCAACGAACCCACACUGGGGAAAAACCCUAUACAUGCCUGGAAUGUGGGCAGAGCUUCACUUAUAGUACAGGUCUCCGUUUGCAUCAAAAGAUUCAUACUGGGGAAAAACCAUAUACCUGCCUGGAGUGCGGACAAAGCUUCAGUCUUAAUUCAGGCCUACGUUCACAUCAGAUGACUCACACUGGGGAGAAACCCUAUACAUGCCAGGAGUGUGGACAGAGCUUCACUAAGAAUUCAAAUCUACGUUCACAUGAAAGGACUCACGCUGUGGAAAAACCCUAUAAAUGCCUGGAGUGUGGAAAGAGUUUCACUCAGAGUGGAAAUCUGCGUUCACAUCAAAGGACUCACACGGGAGAGAAACCCUAUACGUGCCUGCAGUGUGGACAGAGCUUCACUGACAAUUCAGGUCUAUAUAGACAUAAACGCAUUCACACUGGGGUGAAACCUUAUACAUGCCUGGAGUGUGGACAGAGCUUCACUCGUAGUUCAAGUCUACUUAGUCACCAGUGGACUCACUCUGGGGAGAAACCCAAUACAUGCCAUGAGUGUGGAAAGAGCUUCACAGACAGUGGAAAUUUACAUAAGCAUCAAAGGACUCACACUGGGGAGAAACCCUAUAAACACAUGGCAUGUGGAAAGAGCUUCUCUGAGAGUUCAAGUCUAUAGACAUGGAGUUCACAUUGGAAAGAACAGUGGUAUUUAACCCCAUAGAGAUUCUCCAAGCCAGAGUUUUCCAAACUUUUCAUGUAGGUGACAUACUUUUUAGGCUUGCAUCCUUUCGCAGCACAAUAAUUCAGUUUUACUAGCAAACCAGUGGUUAAGACAACCUCAUAUAACAUUUUCAAUAUAUAUUAUAUAGUGCAAUAUCAUAAUAUAGAGAGAUAAUUUUUAUAUGGUCUUUACAUUUUAACUUACGUAUUGUCACGUUGCCAGGGCUCUGCCAAUAUUUAAGCAGAGAUGAACCAAACCCCCAGUGUGUGUUAAACAAUUUAAUUAAAACAGCACUUACUUUCUGGAUGUUUUAAUAGUCCAAAACAUAAAACACAAGGAUAGCACUCAGCCACAGAAUAUAAAACAAAAACAGCAAACACUGUUGCAGGUUCAAGAUACUCUGUAGUCAAAAGGUCCAGUCCAGUGGUCAAAUGCUGAGAGUUCAAUAAACUCAAGAGGACCAAGAGUCUAUACUGUAGCCAAAAGUCAGUCCAAAGAUUCAAGGUUCCAGGAUUCCAAGGAGACAGGUCAGGACACCGAAAAUCCACAAACCUGGGGGAAAAUCAGCAGCAUCUACCACCAAAAUACGACAAAUACUUUUCUCCCGAAGAUCAGUCCCAAGGUUCGCUCCUUAUAUCCAGAAACACCCAGCUGCGACCCAUUUCUUGCAUGCCUCCACCUUUCCUUGCUUUCACCCAUGAACUCUUACUUACAGAAUACUCAACCCUUUGGAACUAAGACUUAGAUUAACCCUUCCAUCAUCAACUGCUAGGCCUACCACCACCAUCAACUGCAGAACAUGAUACAUGACACAUAUUUUAACUAGUAACUAUUGUUACAUUUUUGAGGUCCUGUUUAAUUGAGUUGUGUCUUUUUAAUUUCUGUAAAUGCCAAAACACAAAUUUUACAAGCUUGGUAGUUGAUUAAAUGUCCUUUGACCAGUCUCUGGCCCCUUGGAGUGCCUCUGGUGUUGCCGCAAGAAGGUCCUCCAUGGUGCAUGUGGCAGGGCUCAGGUUGCAUUGCAGCAGGUGGUCUCUGGUUUGCUCUUCUCCGCACUCACAUGUCGUGGAUUCCUCUUUGUGGCCCGGUUUCUGAAGGUUGGCUCUGCAUCUCGUGGUGCCAGAGCGCAGUCUGUUCAGCGCCUUCCACAUCGCCCCGUCUUCUGUGUGCCCAGGGGGGAGUAUCCUUCUACUAAUCUCCUAUGCUAGUUAUUUGUUAUGUAUGUAAUUGUGUUUGCUUACUAUAUUGUACGUAUAUGAUUUAGUAUGCGGUCUUCCCUUAACUCUGUGUUGUUUGAGGUUGUGGGAGGGACUGCAGACCAUGUAUCCAGAUCUGGGACUAUUCAGACUAAGACUCCAUUUUAGAAGCCAGUUUUGUAUCGUAUGGUGUGUGUGUCAGAGUUUUACUCUUCAGAAGCAGUACAGUUUAGAAGUUACUCAGUGUCAGUAUGCUGCAGGGUAUAGUCAGUCUUUAUUGAGUCAAUGUUCAGUAGUGUAUUAGAACGAAGAAAGUGUUAGUCUGCAUGCAACAAUGCAAUUGGACAAUGAUUUUAAUAAGGAGACGCCGAAGAUUUCAUUUUUACAGGCUGUAUUGUUUUUAGAUCACAUUAUAAAUGUUUUAAUUGUAUUUAUAAUUGUUUUAACUGUAUCUUUAUGAUUGUUAUGGCAUCGAAUCGCUGCCGACUGUGAACUGCCUUGAGUUGCCUUUGGCUGAGAAAGGCGAUAUAUAAAUGCGGUAAAUAAGUAAAUAAAUAAAUAAGAGAUUAAAACAGAAUGCUUUAGAGAACGAGUUGUUUAAAUUAUUUAUUAUUUACAGUUUUGAAGGCAACUGUAUGUGAGCACCUGUUUUUCAUCUGUUAAUGAUUAUACUCAGUAAACUUCUAAACUUCUAUAAAUCCCUAAA
Molecule: messenger RNA, 3783 nt
Organism: Anolis sagrei ordinatus
Lineage: Eukaryota; Metazoa; Chordata; Lepidosauria; Squamata; Anolidae
Source: RefSeq, a predicted model, not a curated record